Messenger RNA from Oncorhynchus gorbuscha (pink salmon), 785 nucleotides. RefSeq names its product C-X-C motif chemokine 11-1-like. Lineage: Eukaryota; Metazoa; Chordata; Actinopteri; Salmoniformes; Salmonidae. Gene Ontology annotation, cellular component: extracellular region. Gene Ontology annotation, biological process: inflammatory response; cellular response to lipopolysaccharide; neutrophil chemotaxis. Bases 1 to 303 code for a protein of 100 amino acids. The transcript is spliced from 4 exons. Gene Ontology annotation, molecular function: chemokine activity; CXCR chemokine receptor binding. The record is from RefSeq and is a predicted model, not a curated record.
AUGACCAACACGAUGACAUCAACGGUCCUCAUCAGCUUCCUGGCCUGUCUGCUCCUGGCCAAUGUUGAAGGCCAGGUGGGUCAUUCUAAAGCUCGGUGCCAGUGUCUGAAUGGACUGGUGAACCACGUUAAACCUCUUCACAUUGAGAAGCUCGAGGUGUACACCUCCAGCCACUCCUGCAGGAACAUGGAGAUCAUUGUCACUCUGAAGAACGGAGAAGGGAAGAAGUGUCUGAAUCCAGAGGCUCCAUUUGCCAAGAAAACCAUUGAGAAAAUAAUGAAAAACCGAAGGAGUGUGCAGUAAAUCUGUGAACUAAUGACACCAAUCCCAUUGAGAACUUGAUGGAACAGAGAGCACCAUGAGAGAGAGAGUUAAUCCUGAUGAAUUACCACAGUUGAGUCAAUGCACUGAAGACUGCCUGAAUACGUUUACUCUGUUUAAUGGUACUUAGAAAGUCCGUUUUUAAAUUGACAAAAUUGGUAUGUCACCAUAUGACUUACUAGUUGAGAAACAUUCCUAACAUCUUCCAAUGGAAACUUAAAUAAAAGUGAAAGUUUUUUUAGGUCAGUUUAAUAUUUUUCUUGAAUGUUCAAUUGUUCAUUGUUCAUUUAUUGAAAAUAUAAAAAGCCUGUAAAUAUGUAGGUAUAUUUUUUUAUUUUGGAAGGUCAAGACUUGAAAUGUUUUACAUUAUGUUUAGUUAUCAAAAUGAUCAACAUCUGUGUAAAUACUGUAUAUAUGUGUUGUUUACUUUUUCUAUCAAAAUAAUAAAGACGCAUUUGACUCUA